AAAGUUCCACAGCAUACCACAUCACGGCCUGGGUUGAGUUGAGUUUGAGGCUUGCUUAGCUAAUUAGAGAGAGAGAGAGAGAGAGAGAGAGAGAGAGAGAGAGAGAGAGAGAGAUGUGGGGGUUAGAGAUAGUAGCGGUGCUAGUGGCGGAAUGCGUGGAGGUGGGAUUGAACACCAUGAGCAAAGCAGCAAUGAGAAGAGGGAUGAACAACUUCAUCUACAGUGCUUAUUCUACUUCCCUUGGUGUUCUCUUCCUUGUUCCUUUAGCCUUCUUCUUUCAUAGAAUUACUUCUCCUCCACCAAUGCUCACUUUCUCCACACUGAGCAAAAUCAGUCUUCUUGGAGCCAUCGGGUAUUGUGUGCAAAUGUGUAUGUAUUUGGGAAUUCAGUGUAGCUCCCCAACUUUGGCUUCAGCACUAACAAAUCUCACACCAGCUUUUACCUUCAUACUUGCCAGGAUUAGCGGGAUGGAAAAGCUAGACUUGAAAUCCAAGAGCAGCCAGGCAAAGUGUAUCGGCACCAUAGUAUCAAUCUUGGGAGCAUUCACUGUGACCUUCUACAAAGGCCCACCAAUCAUUUUCGGUUCACCAAGUUCUAUCUCAGUACUGCAUGAACAAGCUGUUCAAUUUCAAUCACCAGUAGUACCACAACAAAAUUGGGUGAUAGGAGGCUUUCUCAUUGCUUCUGGUAGCUUCAUUCUGGCGAUAUUAAUCAUUGUCCAGACCUGGAUUAUGAAGGACUACCCUGCGCCGUUGAUGGUAACUCUUCUUGGCAACAGCUUUACGAGCAUUUUGGCAACCGCAGUGGCUUUGAUUUUAGAAAGGGACCCAAAUGCUUGGAAACUAAGGUCGAAUAUUGAGCUGGUCACCAUUGUGUACGCGGCAAUUUUUAUGGUAUCGUUACGGAAUAUUGUUUUGACAUGGCUUGUGCGCGACAAGGGGCCGGUUUUUGUGACGAUGUUUAAGCCCCUUGGGAUAGUAAUUGCGCUUGUGAUGGGGAUUGCUUUUCUUGGGGAUACUCUCUACCUUGGAAGUGUGACAGGAGCGCUCAUAAUAGCCAUUGGCUUCUACUCCGUGCUGUGGGGAAAGGCUGAAGAAGAGAAGGCUGUUGAGGAAAUUAAUGGAACAAAUAGUUUUGGUCCUAACUGUAAUACUAAUAAAUUUCCUCUUUUGCAAAAGGAAUCCACGGAAGAAGCAUAGAAAAGACUGAACCAAUAUAUGCCAAACUCAUCUUAAUUA
Messenger RNA from Rhododendron vialii, 1238 nucleotides. Its product is annotated as WAT1-related protein At3g28050-like. Bases 114 to 1199 code for a protein of 361 amino acids. Gene Ontology annotation, molecular function: transmembrane transporter activity. The record is from RefSeq and is a predicted model, not a curated record. The transcript has 7 exons. Gene Ontology annotation, cellular component: plasma membrane. Lineage: Eukaryota; Viridiplantae; Streptophyta; Magnoliopsida; Ericales; Ericaceae.